AUUUUGUUGCAUUCACAGUCGGGGGUCGUUUCGUGCAUGGUAUAAGCUGUGAUAUUUCAGCACUAAUUUUUAUGUCAUGUUUGAUAGAAAAUAUAAAUUAAUUUCGGGAGAAAUUUAUACCUUAUAUCAAAUGAGGUAUAAAAUGCAUCCCAUUCUAAGAGAUGAGAUAUCCCUUCUUAUCCCACUUAUACUAGAAUUAUUUUAUAUCAUUUUUUAAAUGAUAUAAAAUAAUCUCAAUAGAUGAAAUAAAUUAAUCUCAAAAUUAUAAUCCCGGAAUAAUUUUAAUUAUCUACCAAACGACCCCUCAGGAGUAAAUUGAAAAACUAAAUUCUACAUUCAUAUCCAUAUCCAUAUCAAUCAAUUUAUCCAUUUGCUCUACCCAAAAAAAAAAAAAAAGAUAUCCAAUGCUUAAAUCUAGAAAACCCCGCCUACCCUACAUAUAACCUGCAAGCGGAAACAGAAUGAAGAAGGUUCAGAGACCCCACCAGUUGUCCUAAUCUAAGCCGUCCUUAUCAAAAGAUUCAUAGUACAUGCAUAAGUUCUACUGGAUCAGCUUCUUUCUUCUAUGACCCCAAAAAAGAAAAAGAAAAAAAAAAAAUUCUCAUUCUUCUACAUUAAGUAAGUCCUACUGAUCUUCUGAGUAGUGGUACAAAAUAAGUGUAUUAGUGGUAUUCUUGGUAUGUUGAAUUAUUUGGAUAUGAAACAAAUAAAAAAGGCUUUGAAAUAUACUCAAAAAAACAAGAGCUUUCUUGUUGCUAUGGGAGCUCUUGGUGUCACUGGUUUUGGUGCAUAUAAAGCUUAUUACUCACCUUCUAUGGUAAGAAAGAGGAAAAGGUUGUUGAAGCUUUUUGGUUCAGUUGUUUCUUUAGCUGAAAUGGUGUCUGAUUCUGCUGAUACAAUUGGUAUUUUCUCUAAAGACUUACAGAAGUUUAUACUGUCAAAUUCUGAUCAAAUUCCUAGAAGUUUGAGGCAAAUUUCCAAGAUUCCUAAGUCAGAUGAGUUUUCAGAGUCUAUUGUUAAGGUCACUAGCGCUUUGACAAUUGGAAUUCUCAAAGGUUAUCAUCAAGAAACAGAGAGAAUGGACUCUACUUUGUUUGACCAAGUCUUAAAUAAGCUCUUUUCUGAUGCAGGGUGUGGUUUUGCUUCGGUAAUUAUGGGAAGUUUUGCAAGGAAUUUGGUGUUGGCUUUUUAUUCUGUCAAACAAAGUUCAGAUUUUGAGUACUAUGCUGAUGAUCUUUUCCAGGAUAAGUGUAGAGAAUUGAUUGGACAUUGUGUACAAGUAUUUGUGAGCACUGCUGUUACUGUUUAUCUUGACAAAACAAUGCGUAUCAAUACCUACAACGAAAUAUUUUCUGGGUUGACAAAUCCCAAGAAUGAAGCUAAAAUGAGAGAAAUGCUAGUGACCAUAUGUAAUGGUGCAACAGAAACUUUUGUCAAAACUUCUCAUCAAAUUUUGACAAGUACAGAGAUAGAUUCAUCUGAUCUUUCUGUAUCUCCUGCUUUAACAGUGCCAAGUAAUAAGAGGUUUGUUCUUGAUUUGACUGGGAGGGUUUUUUUUGAGUCUGUUAAAUCUUUCGUGGAGUUUAUGCUGGAAAAGUUGUGCGAGUGUUUGAGAAGAUAUGUUGAAUUUAUCAAUGAGGCAGUUGUUGACAGGAGUGUUGAAGCUUAUAGAUAUUUGAGUGGCAAGUCCUCUGUUGUUGUUAGCUUAUGCCUUAGUUUGUGUGUAGACGUGUUGAAUGGUCCUUGGAUUUUGGUUCUGACUUAAGUUUAUGACUAUGACUACAAUAUUUCAAAAGAGGUUCUUGAGUGGUAAAACUCUUUUGCAUGUUAGUAAUGUGUGGCUUGACCGGUUGCAGUUUGCAUU
Messenger RNA from Lycium barbarum (goji berry), 1864 nucleotides. Its product is annotated as protein PHLOEM PROTEIN 2-LIKE A10-like. NCBI's taxonomy places the organism in Eukaryota, Viridiplantae, Streptophyta, Magnoliopsida, Solanales, Solanaceae. The coding region runs from base 680 to 1765 and encodes 361 amino acids. The transcript has a single exon. The record is from RefSeq and is a predicted model, not a curated record.